This is a messenger RNA of Paralichthys olivaceus (Japanese flounder), 2770 nucleotides long. Its product is annotated as heterogeneous nuclear ribonucleoprotein Q. Gene Ontology annotation, molecular function: mRNA 5'-UTR binding. The record is from RefSeq and is a predicted model, not a curated record. NCBI's taxonomy places the organism in Eukaryota, Metazoa, Chordata, Actinopteri, Pleuronectiformes, Paralichthyidae. Gene Ontology annotation, cellular component: CRD-mediated mRNA stability complex; nucleus; ribonucleoprotein complex. Gene Ontology annotation, biological process: CRD-mediated mRNA stabilization.
UGGUGAGCAGCGCGGGAAACCCCUCGCGUGCAGACGAAGAAGCAGAGCUCGCGACGUUACGCAGUCGCCAUUUUGUUUCACCGGGAGUAAAGAAACCAGCGGAGCAGCGCCGGCGUCAAUCUUCUCCAUCACCCGCAGCACCGUCCCCACGGCAGAGCAGCGUCCUGCACCCAGGGUUUCACGAUGUCUGGAGACAUGGCCACCGAUCAUGCUGGAGACAUGGAUCCCGAUCACGCUGGAGACAUGGACCCAGAUCACGCUGGAGACAUGGCCCCUGAUGAUACUGGAGACCUGGCCCCCGAUCAUGUAAAUGGAAACGGCACAGAGGAACCAAUGGACACUACAGCAGCUGCGACCCACUCAGAACACUUCCAGGCUUUACUGGAAGCUGGUUUACCUCAGCAGGUCGCUGAGAAGUUAGAUGAACUUUAUGUAGCAGGCCUGGUAGCACAUAGUGACCUCGACGAACGGGCUAUUGAAGCUUUGAAAGAAUUCAACGAGGAGGGAGCCCUGCAAGUGCUGGUUCAGUUCAAAGAGAGCGACCUGUCACACGUGCAGAACAAAAGUGCCUUUCUCUGUGGUGUAAUGAAGACAUACAGACAGAGGGAGAAACAAGGGACAAAGGUUUCAGAUUCCACUAAAGGACCCGAUGAGGCCAAAAUCAAAGAACUCCUGGACAGAACCAACUACACGCUGGACGUCACAACAGGACAGCGAAAGUAUGGAGGCCCCCCGCCUGAGUCGGUGUACUCAGGGGCCCAACCCACAGUCGGAACAGAGAUAUUCGUCGGAAAGAUUCCCCGUGACUUGUUUGAAGACGAGCUGGUUCCUCUGUUUGAGAAGGCUGGUUCUAUCUGGGAUCUCAGGCUAAUGAUGGACCCGCUGAGCGGCAUGAACAGGGGCUAUGCCUUCGUCACGUUCUGUACUAAAGAGGCAGCUCAGGAGGCGGUGAAGCUGUGUAAUAAUCAUGAGAUUCGCCCUGGAAAGCACAUCGGGGUUUGUAUAUCUGUCGCCAACAACAGGCUAUUUGUCGGCUCUAUUCCCAAGAGUAAAACAAAGGAGCAGAUUGUCGAAGAAUUCGCUAAAGUCACAGAGGGCCUCAGUGAUGUCAUACUGUAUCACCAGCCUGACGACAAAAAGAAGAACCGCGGCUUUUGCUUCCUGGAGUAUGAGGACCACAAAACGGCCGCUCAGGCCCGUCGCCGGCUAAUGAGCGGGAAGGUGAAGGUGUGGGGCAACGUGGUGACAGUGGAGUGGGCUGAUCCCAUCGAAGACCCCGACCCAGAGGUCAUGUCCAAGGUGAAGGUUUUAUUUGUGAGAAAUCUUUCCAACGGUGUGACGGAGGAGAUCCUGGAAAAGUCCUUCAGUGCAUUUGGAAACCUGGAGCGAGUGAAGAAGCUCAAAGAUUACGCUUUCAUUCACUUUGAAGAGCGGGACGGAGCAGUGAAGGCGCUGGAGGAACUGAACGGGACCGACCUGGAGGGGGAUGCGAUUCAGAUUGUUUUUGCUAAACCACCAGAUCAGAAAAGGAAGGAGCGUAAAGCCCAGAGACAAGCUGCCAAAACACAAAUGUAUGAUGACUAUUACUACUACCCUCCCCCUCCCCACAUGCCACCGCCUGCGAGAGGCCGGGGCAGAGGUGGCAACCGGGGUGGCUACUCUUACCCACCUGACUACUACGGUUACGAGGACUACUAUGACUAUUAUGGCUAUGACUAUCACAACUAUCGUGGCGGCUACGAUGACCCCUAUUACGGCUACGACGACUUCCAGGGCCCGAGCCGAGGGCGUGGUGGAAACAGGGGCUCACGAGGGGGAGCCUCUCCAUCCAGAGGACGUGGCGGCGCUGGUGCACCUAGGGGCAGGGCCAACUUCUCCCAGCGUGGCGGGCCAGGACCAGGCCGUGGCGGGCGCGGCGCAAGAGGAGGAGUGCAGCCGAGAGGGCGAGGAGGGGUACGUGGUGCGCGGGGUGGCCGCGGUGGAAAUGUAGGAGGAAAGCGCAAAGCUGAUGGGUACAACCAGCCAGAUUCCAAGCGUCGCCAAACCAAUAAUCAGAACUGGGGCUCUCAACCCAUUGCUCAGCAACCGCUCCAAGGUGGUGAUCAUUCUGGUAACUAUUCUGGUUACAAAUCUGACAACCAGGAAUUUUAUCAGGAUUCUUUUGGGCAACAGUGGAAGUAAACCAGUAGGGCUUUGAUAACUAAAUACGUGUUUGUUUUUGUUGGUGUCUUUUUUUAUUUAGAGACUUGAUCUGAUUGGCCCUCAAUCCCAUACGGUUGCCGGCAUUUUUUCCUCAAAAUUGGUGACAUCUGGCAAGAUAACUUUUUGUACAUAUUUUAAUAAUCCGCUUGGACUCAAAUAGUAGUCACACUCCCUGUUUCUGGCGAACUGGUUUUCUUUUAAUUUUUAUUUUUUUUAAGAUGGUCGUUAAAAAAGAGUUUCCAUAACAAAAGGUGAAAAAUUUUAGCUGCAAUCCUGUGGUGGAGCUGUCUAUUUGGCUUUAGCUUUAUGUAUGUUUUUAGACAUUCUGGUUAUCAUGUUUUAAGUAGCUAACAGCAACAAAGCAUAUGUCUCCUAAACAUGUAUUUAAAACAAAUGAAAAUACAAUUUGUAUUGUCACAAAGUAAUGCGUGUCUUGUUAUUGAAAAGAAGAAAAAAAAAAAAAAAGGACCGUCGUAGUCCUAUUUUUUGGCUUUACAUUUUGGCUUGUAUCCUUUUGCUGUUUGUCUGCUUUAAUAAACAUACACGCACACGUGUACAAAACUUCAAA